AUGCUAGAAGCCUUCGAUCACUUCCAGUUGCACUUCCGGCUCGACGCCGCCGCGAUCUUCGAGGAGAGGCUCUUUUCGGAGGGAUUGUGGCAGCGUGCCUGUGCUGGGUUGGUGCCGACCUCGCCGUCUUACCUGCAGAGAGCCGUCGACAUCAAAUGGGGCCUCGGCCUGACCGCAGGGCGUUGUGAUGUUAUCCUGCCGUCCUCCCUGGUCGGCGAGAUCACGCAGCAGCUGGUGGCUGACGCCGUGCGUCCCGGCUGCACGUCCACGCCGCCAUCUCCCACCUUGACUGCGACGUUAUCGGCGCGGUUUAGCGCCGCCCUGCCCGUCCGCGCGGGCGGCUCCUCUACGCGGCCUACUGCUUCUAGUACGACGCCGUCGGCACGGUCUCGUGCCGCGCUGCCCGCCCGCGCGGGUUGCUCCCUACGUUCCAACUCGUUCCAACUUCGACAACUUCAACACCGAGCUGAGCGACGCGGCCCGAAGCGCGGCCGAG
Prorocentrum cordatum is the source of this 496-nucleotide messenger RNA. NCBI's taxonomy places the organism in Eukaryota, Dinophyceae, Prorocentrales, Prorocentraceae. The record is from the annotation of a GenBank genome assembly.